Molecule: messenger RNA, 1696 nt
Organism: Orbicella faveolata
Lineage: Eukaryota; Metazoa; Cnidaria; Anthozoa; Scleractinia; Merulinidae
Product: 2-Hydroxyacid oxidase 1-like
Molecular function (GO): FMN binding; oxidoreductase activity
Source: RefSeq, a predicted model, not a curated record
UAUGCUUUUAUGGUAAUCAUCAUUGCGUGACCACGGCGGGAGCCUGUUCGCAGGCAAGUCCUUGACCAACUGCACAAUUUAGAAGAUGGCAGACUUCAGAGACCUUGUUACACUGGAUGACCUAGAAAAAUAUGCUGCUACACAUUUGGACAAGAACGCCUCUGAUUAUUAUUCAACGGGAUCUGGCGACGAUGUUUCACUGCACGAAAACCGACAGGCUUUUAAGAGGCUUAAACUACGACCACGAAUGCUACGGAACGUUGCCGAACAAGACAUUUCUGUCACAGUCCUGGGUCAGAAGCUAAGCAUGCCAAUCUGUGUCUCACCCACUGCGUUCCAGGCAAUGGCGCAUCCAGACGGAGAGCUGGCCACAGUCAGAGCGGUGAAUUCCAUGGAUACAGCUAUGGGUCUGAGUAUAUACUCUACAUACAGUCUGGAGGAUGUCGCGCGGGAGUCCCCGAACACUAUCAAGUUUAUGCAGAUGCAGUUUUACACAGAUCGCCAGCUGAUGGUGGAGGUGUUAAAGAGAGCUGAAAAAGCAGGCUUCAAAGCUGUUUUACUUACAGUUGACAUUCCAGUCUAUGGCCAACAUAGAAAGAGAGCGAAUUUCUUUCUUCCCGAGCACUUGAAGUUUGCGAAUUUCCUGUCUUUGAAAAAGAAGAAAGGACUUCGAAAUAACAGAGAGCUGAAUAAAUAUAUAAGUGAUACCGCCGAUAGCAGCGUUGAUUGGGAGACGUUUGAUUGGCUUCGUUCCACCACGUCACUUCCGUUUGUCGUCAAGGGAAUAUUGACGGCAGAGGAUGCUCACCUCGCUGUACAACAUGGGGCCCAAGGGAUCAUGGUGUCUAAUCAUGGAGGGCGGCAGUUAGAUUGUGUCCCGGCCACUAUUGAAGCGUUACCCGAGAUAGUGGAGGCGGUCCGAGGAACUGGAGUCGAAGUGUAUAUGGACGGUGGCGUGAGACUGGGAACUGAUGCUCUUAAGGCCCUUGCUCUGAGAGCUCGGGCAGUGUUUGUUGGACGGCCAGUCAUCUGGGGACUUACUUACAAGGGAGAGCAAGGAGUUUUUGAAGUUCUUCAGAUGCUCAGGGAUGAGCUGAAAGUAGCCAUGGCUUUAUCAGGAUGUGCGUCUCUCAAGGACAUUACCCCCUCGCUUGUGACAAGACAUACAGCCAGUCAUCUCUGAGUGCCGGUCAUUCCACCACAUCAAGUUUUUAGCAACCAUCUCUUUUACUGCAAAAGAUUGAGGAUUUUGUGCCUGGAUGCCAAGUUCCAUUACACUUUGUUAACAACGAAAUCUGGAGCACUUCAGCUUGAUUUCGAAUUGGUUUUUACCAAAAAGUAAUUUUAGAUAGUUUAUUUCCGUUCAUAUAUAUGGCCUAAAAUUUCCGCUUCGCCUAAAGUGCGGCGAAGAAAAUAAAGGACGUCCAAGUUUUUCUUUUUCAUAUUUCCACAUUAUGCACUUCACUGUGGAUUCAAUCAAGCAAAAUAAAGAAUUUUAUGUUUUUCUCAGUUAGUGAGCGGGCGAAAUUCAACAAAUCCUGCAAUCUGAUUGGUUCCGGGAGCGGGCGGAAUUUUCCCAUCCAGCCCGCCAGACCUUUACAGAAAUAUCCAGAUAUUUGGGGGGAUAUUUAGAAGUUUCCGAGAUAUUUAGAAAAUAUUAAGAUCUUUAGAAAUUUUAGGGAUAUUUAGAAAUGUU